This is a messenger RNA of Populus nigra (black poplar), 1170 nucleotides long. RefSeq names its product protein RGF1 INDUCIBLE TRANSCRIPTION FACTOR 1-like. The transcript is spliced from 4 exons. NCBI's taxonomy places the organism in Eukaryota, Viridiplantae, Streptophyta, Magnoliopsida, Malpighiales, Salicaceae. The record is from RefSeq and is a predicted model, not a curated record. Bases 363 to 989 code for a protein of 208 amino acids.
ACACACUCCUCUCCCUCUUUCAUUUUUCCCUACAUAUAGUCUUUCUUUUAUUUAUUUCUCAACAAUUCCCCCUAUAUUCUUUCCUUUUAUUGCCUUCUGAUUUCAUUAAUCCAACGAUAGGAUACCCACUUAACCUACCCCCAGUGAUCUCAACCGUUACAUUAGCUUUGUGUUUUAGCAAGCUUUAUACACGCGCACACACACCCCUGUCCUCUUGCCAUUUCCUUUGUUCAAUUUGUCGAUAUAUCUUAAGCAGCUUUUUUAUUUUCUCUGAACCCUCCACGGCCCACGCCACCUUCCCUCAUUGGCAUCCACGUUUUUUUCUCUUGGUGCCUCCGUUGCUACGCCGGUCCUUCCUGAUAAUGGAAAUGCUGGUACCACCGUGGCUUGAAUCACUAUUAUCGACUGCAUUCUUCACCGUUUGCCCCAGGCAUAGAGAUGCCCCACGUAGCGAAUGCAACAUGUUCUGCCUUGAUUGCAAUACCGAAGCCUUUUGCUUCUAUUGCCGAUCAACUCGACACAAAGAUCAUUCUGUUAUUCAAAUCAGAAGGUCAUCGUAUCAUGAUGUUGUUAGGGUUGCUGAGAUUCAAAACGUUUUGGACAUUACUGGAGUUCAAACUUACGUUAUAAACAGUGCUAGAGUUCUUUUCCUUAAUGAGAGACCACAGCCCAAGUGUAGCACAAGUAAAGGAGUCCCUCAUUUAUGCGAAAUUUGUGGGAGAAGUCUUUUGGAUCCCUUUCGUUUCUGUUCUCUAGGAUGUAAGCUUGUAAGAAUAAAGAACAAUGGAGAUGCCACCUUUAACUUAAGCACCAAGGACGAGGAAGUAGGGGAAAUAAGAGAAGGAAUGGGGAGAAGAUUGCCAUCAAAGGAAGAAGAAGAAUUGCGUGAAGGAAGCCAACAAGAUAUGUACACAAGCACGCUAACUCCUCCACAUUCCAAUUCAAGGAGGAGAAAAGGCAUCCCCCAUAGGGCACCUUUUGGGUCCUAAUUAUUGACCAGCCUCCUUAAUAACUUCUUCUUUUUAUGUAUAUCAAAGCUCAUGUAUUCUUCACAAGCCAGCACAUGGCGGAAGAUAAUAUCUGAUAAACUAAAUAGAUUAAUUUAAGGUGUAUCUUAUGGGGUGUGUUUUAAAGUUUUAACACAGAAAUAUAGUUGGAGUUUACAAUUAA